Recurvomyces mirabilis is the source of this 2709-nucleotide messenger RNA. RefSeq lists its product as uncharacterized. The record is from RefSeq and is a predicted model, not a curated record. Bases 1 to 2709 code for a protein of 902 amino acids. Lineage: Eukaryota; Fungi; Ascomycota; Dothideomycetes; Mycosphaerellales; Teratosphaeriaceae. The transcript has a single exon. Gene Ontology annotation, cellular component: Sin3-type complex.
AUGUCUAACGCCAAAGGCACUCGAGCCUCGGUCGAUGACCAGGGCAUGCGACCACGAGCAAGAUCUGGCGCCACACGACCUUUGACAGCGCCACAUAGCGGGACUACAUCUGACGGUACACGCUCACGAGAAGUCUCACACCUUCAGGCCCCGCUCGAAGUGCAACCUCUGCCUGGUCCUGCUCUCAAACCAGGCCAUCAACGAUUCGUCUUGACAGAUCCAGCAGCUUUCAAGUAUCUGGAGGAUGAUCCUUCUACUACAGUACUGGAACGACGACGAGAACUUUAUGGCUACGAAUGCUAUGUCGUCGAACAAUGGACGACCUCGCGGACACAUCCGACCUUCGUCAUCACGACGUACACCGGCAAUGAGUCUAAUUUAGUUGUUGUUGGGGUGCUGAGCGUACCGACGGACGAAAGCACAUGGUCGCCACGCUUGAGGGUUUACUUCAAAGCAAUUAAUCAAUAUCAUGCUAGACGGCAGGAAACGCCACUCGGCAUAUUGAUGGUCACAAACCUCUCCGGCUUCCCAUCAUCACUCACAGUAAUACCAGUGCCCAAUGGCGAUAUACGAAAACACCGCUUCGAUUUCUUCGUGAACGAGAACCUGAAGCGACUGGGAUGCUCUGGUCGGGUAGGCUUGACAAUGCAACCUCCUAGUACUGCUACGAUAUCGAAGUUCCACCAGCUGUAUCGGACAUCCGAAAAGAACGAGCUAUACAAGUCUGUCAUCGAGCUUGUGAAGCUUGCUCAGUCAGCGCUCAUGCUCUUUGAUAAAUUGGAGGUUGACUACUCUGAUGGUCUAUUAUGUGAUGUCACAGAGAGGGCAAUCACGGAUUGGUGGGUCGAGAUUGGAACCGAUCAUUACAAUACAGAGCCACACGAUGGUAUUUUGGGUCCCACCACCGUUGCUGGUCUGCUCGGCUUGCUCAUGGGAGCACGAAAUAGGUUACACGCUGUUGGUGCGCCCGUAGGUAAGGAUCCGUUUGAUGUAGAUUCGAUGAAGCGAGGUAUCGGACACUUCCAGAAGCAGCAACGCAUCACACGAACACGAAGGCUAGAUCGACGGACUUUGGAUCGUCUGCAUAAAGCUACGCAGAAGGCUGCCGAACAUGGAGGCUGGUCCAUGCCCAAGGUUCUCAAGAAUACUGCUGCCGAGCUUAGUGGCAAAGGUGGCGAGAUGCUUGUUGAUGCUGUAGGCCAUCGGGACAGAGCAAGUAUAGCAGAGAUCGAGACUUGUGAUAUGGAGAGAUUCGUCGAGCUCAUCUUUGGGAAAACGUGUAAGUGGCUAUGGCGUGGCAAGCCAAUGAAGAAGAACAAGCAGGAAUCUGACGGUCGGCACCGGCUGGAGUCGAAUGCUGCGCUCAACAGCGGCUUGGUCUUUCGGCAUGAUCAACAGGGUGGGUUUACAUGGACAGCGCGGAAAAGUAUCGCACAAGGAGCACUACCUGAUGACCGUGAAAUGGGUGAUGAGGUUGGGAGUAAUGCAGACAGUGAUGAGCAAGAGGAGCCGAAGAGCGGUAUCAUGAAGCGUGCCACAGGUCUGCCGAAAGCUGGGCUGGGCAAGUUUAAGGGUGCAGUUGGAUUGAAGGGUCAUCAGCAUAAGGUGUCGAUGGCUGAUAACGAUUCACCCGUCACGCCAACGACGCCAGUACACGACACAGCACAAGCGAAGAAGCGCCCGCGAUUCAGACGAGCACACAGCUCACCAUUGAGUAGUCCGACCAGUCCUAAGUCGCCACCUAUCGACAGCCGAUUGGAGCCCGUGGACGAGCUACAGCACAUACGUACAGCGGACGAUCUAGGGCCGAAGGACAUGCGUGUCUCGAAUGUGCCUUUUUUGGGUCACAGUGCCGACGCUUCUCGCACGAGCCUGGACGUACCACCUUCAUAUCGUGAUCAGCAUGAUAGUGGUGGGUCCGGCAAACACACCGGAUCCUCCGAGCAAACGUCUGCACAACAAUCGCAGACUGUGACUGCGGAGCCGUCUGUAGCUGGGUCAAUAUAUAAUGGAGUUGACAUGAACGAGGUCUUGCCGGGCGGACCAGAGACAGAGAAGGAUGUUAAUCAGUUGCUCCGGCGCACGUUGUCCCUCAGCCACUUCAUAUCAGUGCAGCUUGAACAACACAAUGACGAUGGCUAUCCUCGCCAUCUCAGCUUCAGCUUAGCAGAAGACAGCGUCCUCACUUGGUCAUCCGUCAUACCCACAGGUGACGACGAGGACGACGAGGAUGAAGAGUACGGACCACUCGACAACGAUCUUAGAGCACAACUCAUACAACAGACGCUCCUGACCAAGCAGAAUCAGGCACUGCAUGCUUCUCUGCAACAAUUGCAAACAACGACCUCACCCUGGACACAAACCCAGCUCUCGGUCCUUACUACCCUUCUCGCCUCUACAGACACAAACGGCGAGACCCUGCAUGAGAUACACGAUCCUCUGGUUGACCAGGUGCAAGCGUUGCAAGCGCACAGUGAAAGUAUCCUUCGGUCGGAGAAGGAGCGAUUGGAAGAAGGCAGCAAGGAGAUCGAGACUUUUGCCGCGAAGCUGGAGUACGAGCUUAAUGGUCUGAGGGGUAGGGUGGAAGAUGUAGAGCAGGGUGUUAAUGACUUUGAGAAGGGUGUCAGGGAGGUCGAGCAGCGGGUUGAAGGGUUGGAGAAGCAGGCUGGGAAGCAGGGUGGUUGGUUUGGUGACUGCUGUGUUUCUUGA